UCACUCCCUCCCAGUCGAAUCUCUCUCACUCUCUCCCUGCUCUACUCCCAAGAAGCUCUGGAGUGUCUCUCGGGUCUAAAGCAGUAAUUAUACACAGCAAUUGUCGGAAAGCUGACCCUUCGUCCGUUCGCAGGACUUUGUAUCAGUGGGAAAGAAUAGGAGCGUUUGUUUUUCACACCUGUGGCAAGGUGAGCUUUUGAAUCGGUCCGGCAAGUCUCCACUCCUAAUUAUCAGAAUGGAGCUUCAGAAGAUGAAUGGACACAGUCGAGAUGAUGGGUUUGAUGGCUUGGAUGCCAUGACUGAACAUGAGGAGUUUCUUCCACACAAAGCCGGGACCAAAAAAGAGACCCGCUUUACAGAUUUUGAGGGGAAGACUUCUUUUGGAAUGUCCAUUUUUAACCUCAGUAACGCCAUAAUGGGAAGUGGAAUUCUGGGAUUGGCCUUUGCGAUGUCUAACACUGGAAUCAUUCUUUUCAUAAUCCUGCUUGUGUUCAUUGCUAUUCUAUCGGCUUAUUCGAUCCACCUGCUGCUGAAAAGUGCAGGAGUUGUUGGCAUCCGAGCCUAUGAGCAGCUUGGAAACCGAGCUUUUGGUCCCCCGGGGAAGAUUUUAGCAGCUGUUAUCAUCACAGUACACAACAUUGGAGCGAUGUCCAGCUACCUCUUUAUUGUUAAGUCUGAGCUCCCGCUGGUAAUUCAGGCUUUUCUCGGCAGACAUGAAAACACGGGAGAAUGGUUCUUGAAUGGAAACUAUUUGAUCAUCAUUGUUAGCGUUGCUGUCAUCUUUCCUCUUGCACUUAUGAAACAACUUGGUUAUUUGGGUUACACAAGUGGCUUCUCCCUUUCCUGCAUGGUGUUUUUCCUCUUUUCGGUGAUUUAUAAGAAAUUCAACAUCCCAUGCCCACUGGAGGACAGUCAUAACCACACAUCUCUCAUUGCUGACAACUUCACGCUCACUGAGGGCGAUGAAGACUUCUGUGAUGCCCGGCUUUUUACCGCCAACUCACAGACAGCGUACACCAUCCCAAUUCUGGCCUUUGCAUUUGUCUGCCACCCUGAGGUGCUUCCCAUCUACACAGAGCUGAGAGAUGCCACCAAGAAGCGUAUGCAGAAUGUGGCCAACAUCUCCAUCCUGGCCAUGUUCAUCAUGUACCUGCUAACAGCUCUUUUUGGCUACCUCACCUUCUAUGGUGCCGUGGAGUCGGAGCUGUUGCAUACUUACAUCCGUGUGGACACCCUGGAUGUCCUGAUGCUCUGUGUGCGCCUGGCUGUGCUCAUGGCGGUCACUCUGACUGUGCCUGUGGUUCUCUUCCCGAUCCGCAGAGCCAUUCUCCAGAUCGCAUUCCCUGACAAACCUUUUCACUGGGCCAGACACAUCGCCAUUGCAUUCCUACUCCUGUUUUUGGUCAACUUGCUGGUCAUCUUUGUGCCCUCAAUCCGGGACAUUUUUGGACUCAUUGGAGCAACAUCCGCCCCCAGCCUCAUCUUCAUCCUGCCUGGAAUCUUCUACAUACGAAUUGUUCCGCCUGAACAAGAACCCUUUUUGUCAAGACCCAAAAUUCAGGCUGCAUGCUUUGCCGCUCUGGGAUUCAUCUUCAUGAUUGUGAGCUUGUCAUUCAUAUGCAUGGACUGGGUUAGUGGAGAGAACCGAGGCGGAGGUGGACACUAGACACCUUGAGUGGCCCGAAGGUCCCAGCAAUAACAUUGUGUGAACCCAAGCCCUCCCUUUCCCACCCAUUAACCCUGAUUGUUCUCCAGCAGCCAAUCAGCACGUGCUAACUAACAUUGACCCCUGAAAGGGUCGCAACAAUGGAGGAGAGAACACAGAAGCAUUUUCUGACUGAAAUCCCGCAAUAAGGAUCGUGCUUGGGGUAAAAAAAAAUAUAUAUAUAUAUAUAUAAAACAUGACUCAGAUGGGAAUCCCAUGAUGGAGGAUGUGCAUGUUCUGUGGAAAAGUUACGCAGACUUCAUCAUAUUUGCAGGAUGUCUGGUCAAACUGUUGCAGUUCAAAACAAAUACGACAUUUAAUUUGGCACACAAAUGUUGGUGAAUAAGUUGAUGAAUGGUGAGCCAGUGUGGGUUGUUGCCAUGGUAACCAUUUUCAACACAACGCACCUUUUGUUGACUGACGUGACGGUGUCGUAACCUACUCUGACAGUUGCGUAAACCGUGCAACGUAAAGUGAUGCAAUUUGUGGGCUUUUGCUGCUAUAAAUGAAGGUCGACAAACGCUAUCGUCUGUUGUCGGCAACCAAACAAUGCAGUUACUGUACAGGACAAUAUUGAGAUAUGGAGUGUAACGCAGACGCUGUUCAGCAAAACUACAACAUGUGACUUUUAACACUGCGUCAGUCACACGGGGUCUUUGCACACUAUUUUGUUUUUCAUACUCGUAAUUCCUUGUUGGCAAAUGUUGUCCCCGCCCAGUACGUUCAUGACUAGUAUAGGGUGUUUGGAGUGGGGUCUAAAUAUUUUUAUGAUUUACAUCUUUUUGUCCCCAUUGAUUUUGAACUUGGGCAGCACGGUGGUACAGGGUUUAGUGCAUGUGCCUCACAAUACAAAGUUCCUGGGUUUGAUCCCAACCCCGGGAUCUUUCUGUGUGGAGUUUGCAUGUUCUCCCGGUACUCCGGCUUCCUCCCACUUCCAAAGACAUGCACCUGUGGGAUAGGUUGAUUGGCAAGACUAAAAAAAAUGGCCCUAAUGUGUGAAUGUGAGUGUGAAUGUUGUCUGUCUAUGUGUGUUGGCCCUGCGAUGAGGUGGCGACUUGUCCAUGGUGUACCCCGCCUUUCGCCCAAAUGCAGCUGAGAUAGGCUCCAGCACACCCCGCAACCCUGGUAGAAAAUGGAUGAAUGGAUAUCAAAAUUGGCAAUCUCAGUAUAGGUCAUCAGGAAAACGAUAUCGCCGUUUGGGUUGUUCAAAACGCCCUUGGUGACUAACGCAGGGUCAAAUGUCAAAUAAGUCUGUUCUUUUUUUGUCUGUAAAUUUUGACUACAAAUAUUUUAAGAUUGUUUGUUAUUCUUGUAUGUUGUUAAAUUAAUUUCACUUGAUUCUGUCAAUAAAACAUGUCUCAUUUGUACAA
This is a messenger RNA of Nerophis ophidion (straightnose pipefish), 3075 nucleotides long. Its product is annotated as sodium-coupled neutral amino acid transporter 3-like. Lineage: Eukaryota; Metazoa; Chordata; Actinopteri; Syngnathiformes; Syngnathidae. The coding region runs from base 236 to 1666 and encodes 476 amino acids. The transcript is spliced from 16 exons. Gene Ontology annotation, molecular function: glycine transmembrane transporter activity; L-glutamine transmembrane transporter activity. The record is from RefSeq and is a predicted model, not a curated record. Gene Ontology annotation, biological process: L-glutamine transport; glycine transport; serine transport.